CCGAAGGGUCAGAGGUCAGGGGUCAGGGGCCGCCGGAUGGCGUAGGAUCAGCUGCUGGUGGUGGUGAUACCGGGUCCCCCGCCUAUGGCGCCGGCGCAGCGCUGCCCUCUGUGCCGCCAGACCUUCUUCUGUGGUCGCGGGCACGUCUACAGCCGCAAGCACCAGCGGCAGCUGAAGGAGGCUUUGGAGAGGCUCCUGCCCCAGGUGGAGGCGGCCCGCAAGGCCAUCCGCGCCGCUCAGGUGGAGCGCUACGUGCCGGAACACGAGCGAUGCUGCUGGUGCCUGUGCUGCGGCUGUGAGGUGCGGGAACACCUGAGCCAUGGAAACCUGACGGUGCUGUACGGGGGGCUGCUGGAGCAUCUGGCCAGCCCUGAGCACAAGAAAGCAACCAACAAAUUCUGGUGGGAGAACAAAGCUGAGGUCCAAAUGAAAGAGAAGUUUCUGGUCACUCCCCAGGAUUAUGUACGAUUCAAGAAAUCCAUGGUGAAAGGUUUGGAUUCCUAUGAAGAAAAGGAGGAUGAGGUGAUCAAGGAGAUGGCAGCUCAGAUCCGCGAGGUGGAGCAGAGCCGGCAGGAGGUGGUUCGGUCUGUCUUAGAGCCUCAGGCAGUGCCAGACCCAGAAGAGGGCUCUUCAGCACCUAGAAGCUGGAAAGGGAUGAACAGCCAAGUAGCUUCCAGCUCACAGCAGCCCUCAAACUUGGACCUGCCACCAGCUCCAGAGCUUGACUGGAUGGAGAUAGGACCAUCUCUGACAUUCAUUGGCCAUCAGGAUAUACCAGGAGUUGGUAACAUCCACUCAGGUGCCACACCUCCCUGGAUGAUCCAAGAUGAAUACAUCGGUGGGAACCAAGAAAUAGGACCAUCCUAUGAAGAAUUUCUUAAAGAAAAGGAAAAACAGAAGUUGAAAAAACUCCCCCCAGACCGAGUUGGGGCCAACUUUGAUCACAGCUCCAGGACCAGUGCAGGCUGGCUGCCCUCUUUUGGCCGAGUCUGGAAUAAUGGACGACGCUGGCAGUCCAGACAUCAAUUCAAAACUGAAGCUGCAGCAAUGAAGAAGCAGUCACAUACAGAAAAAAGCUAAUCAUGCUUUACCAACUACCAUGAGGCUAAAAGCAAAGUCAACAAACCCCUACUUUCCACCAAAUUCUUUAUCAUUGUCUUUCUUAGGAAACAGACAUACUCAUUCAUUUGAUUUAAUAGUUUUAUUUUUCCAAAUGUA
Messenger RNA from Macaca mulatta (Rhesus monkey), 1218 nucleotides. RefSeq names its product centrosomal AT-AC splicing factor (gene CENATAC). The record is from RefSeq and is a predicted model, not a curated record. NCBI's taxonomy places the organism in Eukaryota, Metazoa, Chordata, Mammalia, Primates, Cercopithecidae.